This is a messenger RNA of Salvia hispanica, 2296 nucleotides long. The record is from RefSeq and is a predicted model, not a curated record. Lineage: Eukaryota; Viridiplantae; Streptophyta; Magnoliopsida; Lamiales; Lamiaceae.
AAAUUCUUAAUUCUUCAAAUUCCAUUACUGCACAUGCAUUUGUGUAGAGCUUUGAACUGAGAUUAAUAAAGAAUUGUUUUAUUAAUUCUUCCGCAAUUAAUGCUGUUGAAUGAAAACCACUGAGUUCAAGGUUGAAUCAUUUCUUAUUUUCACUUCCCUUUUAGCCAACUUUUUCUGUUCAUGAUUUUCUUUUUCCAUGGCGGCCAUUCAGAAUUCAACACUAAAACUGCAGCAUUGUUUGUACCUCAGCUCGAAUUCUUGAAUCUUGAUGUUCUGUAACCUUUGUUUUAUGAAUUCAGCAGCAGAACUCGACUGCUCCAGUUGUUGGUUGUUUCAGCAACGUCGUUGUGAUGGAAACUCGAAGGCUGCUGUGGUUUAUGGCUUUUGCCUUUUCACUGGUUUUAUUGGUUCAGUACAUUGAACUCCCAUAUGGCUAUGUUAUAUCAUCUCUAUUGUCAACUGGCAAAGCCGGAGUAGCAUCAGCAGACAGUUUCUCGGCUAAUGGGACGGGGGAUCCAGUUAAUCGGACAGUUUCUGGUGGUCCGGAUGCUUCUAGCGCGUCUCAGAAUGUAACAGAGGUGGUGGGUGAGCAAAAGAAGCCAGAGACGAGGAAGCGCUCUGGUGAAGCUUUUGGUGGUGAUGAGCGUGUAGUUGAGCGCUCGUCUGGAGAUUUUCUGGAGAUGAACCUCUCCAACAAGAGUUUGUCUGCAGAAACAGGUAGUAAUCAGCACAAACACGAGCUGCCAAUUUCGAGUGACACUUCUGCGAGAAACUCAUCAGUAGAUAGCCUUCAAGGCGCAGAUGCAGUUCCUCCGUCCAUCAAAGAUGAAGACAGAACUCCCCGGGUUUCUAGUCCACUCUAUUCACCCUCCAAUGCCUCGUCUCCAGUAAGAGAGAGGCCUAGUUUGACACACAGUCAGCUUUCAACUGAAGUCAGCAAUUCAGCCAUCAGAAGGGCUCCUAAGUCGACAAGGAUCAAGGGAGCGCCCACUGUGGUCGUGCCAAUAUCUAAGAUGAAUGAUCUUCUGAGCCAGAGCCGUGUUUUGUAUCAUUCUAUGAAAGCUAGGUGGCCUUCAAAAGCAGACGAUGAAUUGCUGAAUGCGAAGAGACUGAUUGAGAGCGCAGACUCUGUGGCGAAGAACCCUCGUGUCGAUGUUAGCAUCUACAGAAACUUCUCUGCAUUUGCAAGGAGCUACGAAUUGAUGGAAAAAACUCUAAAGAUUUACAUAUACAGCGAAGGAGAAAGGCCCAUUUUCCAUGAACCCGAGCUCAACGGGAUAUAUGCUUCCGAAGGAUGGUUCAUGAAGCAGCUGCAAGAAAACAAGCAUUUUGUCACCAAGAACGGCGACAAAGCCCAUCUCUAUUACUUGCCCUUCAGCUCACACGUGCUGCAGGAGGUUCUCUAUGUGCCUGACUCCCACAGUCGCAAGAACUUGGUCCGUUACCUGAGUAGCUACCUCAAGAACAUCACGACCACACACCGUUUCUGGGACAGAACCAACGGGGCUGACCAUUUCCUCGUUGCCUGCCAUGAUUGGGCACCUGCAGAGACGGGGCGGAUUAUGAACAACUGCAUCAGAGCUCUAUGCAACGCGAACGCCAAGGGAGGGUUCCAGUUCGGAAAGGACAUAUCCCUACCUGAAACGUACGUACGAGAUGCCACGAGCCCUCUCAAGAGCCUCGGAGGGAAACCACCCUCCCAACGCCACAUCCUAGCCUUCUUUGCAGGGAAAAUGCACGGCUAUCUCCGCCCCAUUUUGCUCGACCACUGGGAGAACAAGGACCCCGACAUGAAGAUCUCCGGCAAGCUGCAGAAGGGGAAGGAUCAGACCUACAUCCAAUACAUGAAGAGCAGCAAAUACUGCAUCAGCGCCAAGGGAUACGAGCCCUACACCCCCCGUGUUGUUGAGGCCAUCUUUUACGAGUGCGUGCCAGUGAUCUUAUCAGACAACUACAUCCCCCCGUUCUUCGAGACGCUCAACUGGGAGUCCUUCGCGGUGUUUAUACUCGAGAAGGACAUUCCCAACUUGAAGAAGAUCCUUGCAUCCAUCCCAGAAAAGAGGUAUGCUGAGAUGCAGCAAAGGGUGAGGUUGGUGCAGAAGCAUUUUCUUUGGCAUGAUAAGCCUGUAAAGUUUGAUGUUUUUCAUAUGAUACUACACUCAUUGUGGUAUACUAGGGUUGUGAACAUAGGUGCUUAGGUCUAGGUUUAGACGCACGAGGCCCCGGGUGAAGAGAUGUACAUAUACAUAGCAUGUUCUACAAAUUUCAUUUCAUGCUUCCUUCUUGAUUUCUUGAA